CGCGUGCGUCAAAAGUCAGAAAGAGAGAGAUAGAGAGAGUGUCAAUAUUUGAAAAUUAAAAACAAUAAUUUUUCUAAGAUUUUUCAAAAAAUUUACAAAUGAAAAUUCUACUAAAGUGUACAAAUAAGUUUUAUAGAAAAGUUUAUCAUCCGGAAAUGACAAAUGUCAGUUAGAAAAAGUGGUAAAAUAUGAAUUAUCUGAACACUAUAGCGGCUAGUGGAGUUGCUGGAGAUGUCAAUCUUCAGUUGAAUAAUGUUGAAGUUUUAUAUACUAAAGUGCAAAAAGUUUAUAUUAAACCUCAACUUAAAGAAGAAAGACAAAGGGAUCUUCGUGUUAAUGUUGAAAUUCACGCAGGAAUAAGUCCCGUUUGUCGCAAGAGUUUAUGCGUUUUAUUAGCAGACGAUGAUGAUCCAUGUUUUCUCUACUCUUUAUUUAUAACCGAAGAUGAUUUUAAAAUUUUGAAAGCUCAACAAGGAUUACUUGUUGAUUUUGAUAAUUUUGCAACGCAAUUAAUAUAUCUUUUGGAACAAUGUCAAGUACCAGCGACAAGUUUAUCAAAAACUCCAAAAUUUCUCAUGCUAUUGUCCGAGGAAAGUGGAGAAUGGACUUUCAAAUUCGUUGAGACAAACAAUUUCAAGCAUCUUUGUCAUUUAUGCUUAAAUAUCGCUCCAGCAAAUGAUUCACACAUCAAGACACAUAUGGCUAUGAAAAUCAAACAAUUAAAAGAGAGUUUAUUACAAAAAGAUCGUGACAUUCUUAAUUUGGAAGCAAGACAAUCUGAUUUAAAUUGUAAACUAGAAUCAAAAGUAAAGGACCUCGAUCAACUUGAACAAAAAUGGGUUACUGAAAAAACACAAUUGCAAAUGAGUUUAGCGCAACAGAUGAAUUUAGAAAAAGAAAGAUUGUCACAGCUAAAAAUGGAAUUACAACAUCAAUGUGAGAGGGAAAAAAUGGAAUUAGAACAAAGACACAGUGAAAUAAUUAAACAUGUUCAUACAGAAUUGGCGGAAUUUAAAACACAAAAUAUAACAUACAAAGAUAAACAAUCAUUUCUUGAGGCAACAAAUUCAGAACAAUUAAAACAAAUACAAACUCUUGAGAAAGAACUCAAUCUUGUACAACGAGAUCUUUCUCUUUUAAAAAAGCAAAAUUCAAAACUCGACGGUGAUUAUCAUGAUAAAGAUAAAUCAGUUAAUAGUUUAAAAACAAAAGUUGCCGUACUUGAACAAGAAAUGAAGGAUAAAACAAUUUUAAUAAAUAAACAUACAGAAAUGUUGAAAAAUGCCAAGGAACAAAAACAAAGAUUAGAGGAGCUUCUUGCCGAAAAAGAUAAUCAAUUACAAAGAAAACAAAAUUCAUUAACACGAUUGAGUGAUGAAUUAGUGAAAGCAAAUGAGAUUCUUGCAAAAAUACAAAAUGAACUUGCAUCAACGAAAAAUAAAUUAAAACUUCGAACGGGCAUUGCACUAGAGCAAGAGAGAUUAAUUGACGCUACACACAAACAAGUUGGUCAAUUGGAAAAUAAAAUAGAAAAUUUCACAAAAGAAUCAAAAGACGCAAAGGCAGAAAUUGAUAAUUUAAAAGAACAAGUGAAAAAUUUGCAAACGCAAAUCGAAGAAAAGGACAAAACCAUCAAGAAUAAUGACAAUGUUAUCAGUUGGCUUAAUAGAAGAUUGGCCGAUAAUCAAACACCAUUGCACAGUGCAACAAAUGCAAUGACAUCUGUGCCAACAUCAAUUCAAUUAACAUUACCGCGAACAAAUAAAUUUAUUCCCAAUAGAUUUGAAACACGAACACCAGCGCCGAGUACAACUCAAGCAAAUGCUUCUUCACUCUCAGCGUUACCUCUUAGAAAUUCUAUUAUGCAAAAUUCAAAUAUUAAUCGAUCAUCAGCAAGAUCAACGGGUGUUGGAGUAAGUGAUAUGACAAGUGGUAUGAAUUUUAAUAAACCUGGACAAAUUUCAAGUACAAGUACACCACUCGAUCGUAUGAAUGGUUUAAGUAAAUCGCCAAAUUCUGGUGGUAUAUCAACAGUGCCACCAAUUAUUGAAAAUAAUAAUGCUCCAUUUAUGGCGAAUGGAAAGGCAAAAAGUACGAGUAAUCUACAAGGUGGCCUUCGUCGUUCCGUAUUAGAUAAACCACUUUUGCCAUCAUCGUAUUUUCCCAAGACUCUCCACUGAAUUAGAAAAAAAAAGAAAGAGAGAAGGUGGGAGUACAAUAUUAGAUAAUUAAUUUUUAAACAAUUAUAUAUAAGUUGAAGAGUACAAAUAAAUUUGAAAUCUCAGAAAGCAGACGUUUUCUCGUCUUUAAAAAAGUAUAAAAAGAAAAAUUUAAAAAUUUAUUUUUUCAAUUUUGUAGUAAACAAAAAUGCCAAGAUAUUUCUCAAAUUCUAAACGAUUUUUAAAAAUAAAACUUCAUUAAUUUUUUUUAUCAAUUAACAAUUAUACAGUUUUUAGUUUUAAUUAUUCUGUAAAAAAAAGUUUACCAAUCGAAUAUUUUCUUAAAAAAUAAUGGGUUUUUAACGUAAUUUCUGAAAAUGACUUGAAAAAUAAUUUUUUCAUUGGAAACGUGAGAAAUAUUUCGAACAAUUGUAGUUUGCUCAGCAUUAAUUGUAGAAUUUUUAGAAUAAGGGAACAAUAUUUAAAAAAAAAAAAAACAAUAAUGUUAAAUGAGAGUGUUGAAAUGAAAAUGUAGAUUUAAAAAUUAUGACCAUAAACAAAAACAAAAAAGUACAAAAAAAUGUACCUGGAGAAAAUGCAAUUUAAAAACAAAAAAAACUCUUCUGUUAAAAAAAAAUCCUGAUAUAUAAUAUAAAAAACGAAUUCAUUUUUUUUCUACGUUUUCGUAAGGUAUUUUGCCUAAAAGGAAGACUGCCAGGAUUGUAGACAGUAUUAAUUAAGAUAAUAUCUAGAAGAAUAAGUUACAGUUUGUAAUAAGCAAUUAUUGUUUAUACUAUAACUUUUGUACAUAAAUGAAGAAUAAAUAUUUUAUAAAAUGAUGAAA
This is a messenger RNA of Leptopilina boulardi, 3003 nucleotides long. RefSeq names its product spindle assembly abnormal protein 6 homolog (gene Sas-6). Bases 189 to 2180 code for a protein of 663 amino acids. NCBI's taxonomy places the organism in Eukaryota, Metazoa, Arthropoda, Insecta, Hymenoptera, Figitidae. The transcript has 4 exons. Gene Ontology annotation, biological process: centriole replication. The record is from RefSeq and is a predicted model, not a curated record. Gene Ontology annotation, cellular component: centriole; centrosome.